UCGCUUUAUUGUUGGUACUGAGCUUGUCACCUAAAGCAACUGUGGAUUGUAGAUGUGAUAGAUAUAUUCUAAGAAGAGCGAAGAUAUAAAUUUUAAUUUUUUAAAUAUCUUUGUGUCUAUCAAAUGGGUACCGUUGAAUAUGGUUUUCCUACGAUAGGCGGAUUAAUGCCGGUAAGCGCAACAAGCAAAUCUACAAGCAGCAGUGCAGAUUUUCUCAAAUACAGGCUCUUAUAGCCCCGCCAAUAUCUGAAGACUCUAAAGCAGCCAAAACAAAGAAGGAGAAAGAGGAGAAAAAGCAUCCAUACUUCAAAAGACGAGGUCGUGGUCACAAUCGUGAUUUCUGCGAUGCUUGUAAGGAUGGAGGAGAGCUCAUAUGCUGUGAUAGAUGUCCAGCUUCUUAUCACUUACAAUGCCAGGAACAAGAGAUUCAGUAAUUAACUUUCUAGCUAUCCUGCAGUAGACCCAUUAGACAUUCCUAAUGGAGAAUGGUUGUGUUAUACCUGUAGUUGUGCUGCUAAAAGAGAAAUCAUGGAUAAAGAAAAUGAAAAGAAAAAGAAAAUGUCUGCUUUGGAAAUAUUGGCAUUUGCAGCUUCUUUAGUAAAUCCUAGAGAAUUUGAAUUACCUAAGGAAUUACAGUUACCUAUAAUGUUUCCUGGCAGCAAUAAAAUGGAUUAUGUAUCUGGUAGAAGAGGUAAACAGUUAAGUUCAUCAUGUAAUAAUGUUGGAAAAAAUCACUGUUUGGAUAGCAACUUAAUGGUUCCAUUGCCAGCCCGUUUAUGUUUUGAAUGUGGACGUAGCUGCAGAAAAGCUCCAUUAAUUGCAUGUGAUUAUUGUCCAUUGUAUUUUCAUCAGGAUUGUUUGGACCCACCACUGACCACUUUUCCUAUUGGUAGAUGGAUGUGUCCUAAUCAUCCAAAUCACUUUAUAGAUCAAAAUCUGUUGACUUCAUGUAGAGUAACAGAACGCAUAAAACUGUGGGAUAAGUAUGCCAAUCAGCGAAUAGAUCAACAUGCAGUGAAACUAGACUUCUUGCGUAAAGCACGUGCUGCUAAUCCAUUAUUUCGUACAAAAGUAAGACUGGAAGGUCGUCCAAGAGUGAAAGUUCCUAGCAGCAUAAAAUACCAUUAUGAAAAUCCAUCAAAAUUGGAUUCUAUACAUUUUAAUCAAAAUACUGUCAUACAGCCUUUAGAGGAUAGCGAAAGCAGAAAUGAACAACGUACAAACUCUGAGCAAAUAGAUGAUAGUAAGAAUUGUGAAUUAGAAGAAAAUAAAACUGAAGAAGUCAGUCAAGUAGAAAUAAAAACAGAGGAAAAUGAUAUAACUGUAGAUAAAGAAACUAAUCGAAAGAAAGAAAUCAAUGCAAAUGAAUGCAUGGAUAAAAUGGAAAAUGUUACUGUAACACAUACUUCUAGGACAUACAAUAAUCUCGAGUUUCAUUCAAGAUAUUAUGAUUACGAUAUUAAGGAAGGUGUACAGCUAUUAGAGAGACCAGUGUUAGAGAUAUUGGCACAACAAAGAUUAGGACAAAUAUUGAAUCCUGAUGGUAAAUAUUACGAAACAGUAAAUCGCCAUAGACGCGUUAGAGCCGUAUUAUUUUCUGUAAGUCCUAAACCUAGUCCACCAGCUUAUAUGACUCAUAGAACUUUUGUUAUUGGCAACGGCCCGAACUGCGAUUUAGUUUUAUCCAGUUAUGGUAAAUGUGACUUCAUAUCCUCGAAACAUGCAAUUAUAUUUUUCGACGAGAUGACUAAACGUUACGAGUUACUCAAUUACAGUGAGUAUGGAACAGUGGUGGACGAUGUAUUAUAUUGUCCUAAUUAUACUCACUCUACAGAAGAAGAUUCGAAAGAUGAGAAGAAUGAAAAAGUGACAUACAUCACUAAAGAAGAAGAGACGUCUGAAAUGAUAAAAACUAUUCUACAUAAAGAAGAGACAGUUGCUCUGCAGCAACAUACGCAUGGAAUUAACAAAAUCUCAUGCAAAUGUAGUAGAAAACGUAAGAUUGUAGCUAACAAACAUCCAGAAGAAGGAUGGGAAGGUAGUGCGAUCAUCGCCCAUGGGUCGAUCCUUGCUUUCGGAUGUCUUACGUUUGUAUUUAAUACCUCAGGCACAUAUAUAGAUAGAUGAAAUUCCAUAUUGUAAAUAUUCAACGCUGUAAAAAUAGUUUUAUAAAUCAACAAUUAAAUUAAUGAAACAUUCAUUUUUGAUACAUUAAA
Molecule: messenger RNA, 2216 nt
Organism: Odontomachus brunneus
Lineage: Eukaryota; Metazoa; Arthropoda; Insecta; Hymenoptera; Formicidae
Product: PHD finger protein 12
Exons: 5
Coding region: 529-2127 (532 amino acids)
Biological process (GO): negative regulation of transcription by RNA polymerase II
Cellular component (GO): Sin3-type complex; nucleus
Molecular function (GO): protein binding; transcription corepressor activity
Source: RefSeq, a predicted model, not a curated record